This is a messenger RNA of Anopheles aquasalis, 884 nucleotides long. Its product is annotated as nucleoside diphosphate kinase 6-like. The record is from RefSeq and is a predicted model, not a curated record. Gene Ontology annotation, molecular function: nucleoside diphosphate kinase activity. NCBI's taxonomy places the organism in Eukaryota, Metazoa, Arthropoda, Insecta, Diptera, Culicidae. Gene Ontology annotation, biological process: GTP biosynthetic process; CTP biosynthetic process; UTP biosynthetic process.
CACGCACACCGUUUGACGUUUGUCUUAAUCAAAACAAACAAUAGGAAAUCGGGAUAAAAACACGUUUCCGUGCUCCGACGAACAGCACGAUGCUCACGUUGGCCAUCGUAAAACCUCAUUGCCUUAAAAAUCCUUUUGCCUACGAAACGAUACACCGAUUGCUAGCUGCCAGCGGUCUGCAGGUUGUCGAGAAAAAGAGGGUGCAGCUGUCCCGGGCUGAGGCCGAACAGUUUUACGACGAACAUCGGAACAAGUUCUUCUUCCGCCGGCUAGUAUCGCUGAUGACCAGCGGCCCAUCGGAAGUAAUUUUGUUGUCCGGAAGCGACAGUAUACGGCACUGGAGAGAGCUAAUGGGCCCUACGAAAGUGCUGAAAACGGUGUACAUCCAUCCCGAAUGCAUCCGGAGUAAAUUCGGCAUCACCGAUACGCGGAAUGCCGUGCAUGGAUCAGCUCAACUUUUCUUUUUAGACUCAGAAGCAUCGGUAGCAGCGGAAAGGAAGUUUUUCUUUGGAUAAGCUGAUUUCGUGGACCGUCUGCGAUGUCAUAGUACCUGUAGCACGUAGAAUAAUUGUAUCGUAAUUAAAUCAAUUGCUAACGUAUCCUUGAUCUAAGGAACCUAAACGCUUAUGAAUGUUGGAGGAAAUCAUACUUACCGGCUACUUUGAUCCUAACUAAUCGCAUCCUUGUUAUCAUCGAAUAACACAUGCUCCUUGCUAACUCAGCAAUCUGGGACAUUCACUUCUUAUCGUCGAGCUUCGUUUUGAUUUUCUUUUCUUUGGCUCACAAUUUAGCCUCAUCAUUUAAAAAAAGUCCUGUACAGCCCAUGAGCGAAGUUAAAUUAAGAUAAUAGCAAUAAUUAAAUCCAACAAACUCCAUUCUGCAAA